AUGAUUAACCACAAACUUGAAAUUUUUACACUUUUAAAAAAACCAACAACAACAAUUUUUAUAAAUAAAUUAAUAUUAAUCAAUAUCGAUAUAACGGAAGAUGAAUUUAAAAAACUACAACAAAUAGCAAAAUAUUUGCAAAAAAGCGUAGAAGAAGCAGAAUUGAGAGAAGGAUUACGAGAGGGAGGAAAUAAUAAUAAUAAUAAUAAUAAUAACGGAUAUGAUUCUUAUAAAACAAAUAAAGAAUACCGGAAACCGGAAUUUGAUUACGUCAUGGAAGGUAAACCGGAAGAAAGUGAAUUUGCCGUAAAUCCGUCUGAUCCGAGAUAUUUUGGAAAUUUCAAAGAUUACAAUUCGAACAUAUUAAGAAAUUCGGAAAUGGAUAAUACAAAUAAUAAUAAUAAUAAUAAUGUUAAUAAUAAUAAUGAUGUCGUUUUUGAAACGAGUAAAACAUCGAGAGAUACGAAUAAUAAAGAAACGUCAUCUUCGUACCUGGAUUCGGGUGUACCCAUAGUUGCUGGUUGUACCGGUGCAGCGAUUGUUUGUAUUAUCGUCAUUGGUAUCAGCUGUUACAGGUGA
Molecule: messenger RNA, 579 nt
Organism: Pediculus humanus corporis (human body louse)
Lineage: Eukaryota; Metazoa; Arthropoda; Insecta; Psocodea; Pediculidae
Exons: 4
Coding region: 1-579 (192 amino acids)
Source: RefSeq, a predicted model, not a curated record